AUGGAUUUGGAUGAUGACAUGCCACCUGAGCUAGUCGAGACUGGCCAGGGUGUAGGGGAGGAUACUGAAGAUAUUCAGCAGAAGCCAGUGAAGGUGCCUAUUACAAUCGUCACGGGUUACCUCGGAGCUGGGAAGACAACCUUGCUCAAUUAUAUAUUGACGGCUCAGCAUGGCAAGAAAAUUGCCGUCAUCAUGAACGAGUUUGGAGACUCUCUUGAUAUUGAAAAGUCGCUCACCGUCAACAAGGGAGACGAGCAAGUAGAGGAAUGGCUCGAGGUCGGCAAUGGUUGCAUCUGCUGCUCAGUAAAAGACUCCGGUGUCAAUGCUAUUGAAUCGCUUAUGGAGAAGAAAGGAGCGUUUGACUACAUUCUCCUUGAGACUACCGGACUGGCAGACCCGGGCAAUCUUGCCCCUCUCUUCUGGGUUGAUGACGGCCUGGGGAGUACCAUUUAUCUGGAUGGUAUUGUCACGCUGGUCGAUGCCAAGAAUAUCCUUCGCAGUCUUGACGACCCUCAAGGGAAGAUUGAAGGCCACGAACAUGAUGGCCAUGGUCCGCUAAUGACUACAGCCCAUGUGCAAAUCUCACAUGCGGAUGUGAUUGUCAUAAACAAGUCGGACUUGGUCGACUCUGAACAGCUAGAACAAGUCAAGGCGCGUAUUCAGGCCAUCAACGGUCUAGCAAAGAUUCAUGUUACAGCUCAGAGUGCUGUACCAGAGCUGGAAGGCUUUCUUUUGGAUCUCCAUGCAUACGACCAAGUAGACAAGCUCGAUACUGCUGGAAAGGGCCAUAGCCACUUGGAUCCGACAAUAUCAACCAUUGCUCUCGACUUGCCGUUAUUGACGCCAGAACAGCUAGAGAUGCUGGACGGCUGGCUUCGGUCAGUUUUGUGGGAGGGUCAACUGCCCAGUGCUGGGCCUGAUCAAAGUACACCGCUCGAGAUCCAUCGGCUAAAGGCUCGACUGAGAAUCACCUCUGGAGAAGUUAAGAUCGUGCAAGGCGUUCGAGAAAUCUUUGAAAUAUUUGAUGCGCCAACUACUUCGCUUAGCGAAACAGCCGGCUCACCUGGAAAGAUUGUGCUGAUCGGUCGGCAACUGCAGGCAUCGGAAUUGGAGCAAAGCGUGCUUAGCAGUAUACGAUUGCACUGA
Molecule: messenger RNA, 1146 nt
Organism: Pestalotiopsis fici W106-1
Lineage: Eukaryota; Fungi; Ascomycota; Sordariomycetes; Amphisphaeriales; Sporocadaceae
Exons: 5
Coding region: 1-1146 (381 amino acids)
Cellular component (GO): cytoplasm
Source: RefSeq, a predicted model, not a curated record